AUGUCUAAUAUUGUAGAGGUGAGAGUUCCAAACCUUGAUUGUGAGGGAUGUGCUUCAAAAUUAAAGAAAGCUCUCUUCAAGCUCAAAGGAGUAGAUGAGGUAGAGGUUGAAAUGGAGGCACAAAAAAUAACAGUGAGAGGUUAUGGCUUGGAGGAAAAGAAAGUGCUAAAAGCAAUCAAACGUGCAGGGAAAGCAGCAGAACCAUGGCCAUUUCCAGGGCAUGCACAUUUUGCUUCAUUUUACAAGUACCCAAGUUACAUUGUUAACCAUUACUAUGAUGCAUAUAAAAGUGAAGCAACCAAUGGAGUCCAUACUUUUUUCCACACCCCUGCUGUGUAUUCAGUUGCUGUGGCAUCUGAUGAGGCCAUUGCUUCACUCUUUAGUGAUGAUAACCCUCAUGCUUGCACUAUUAUGUAA
Messenger RNA from Gastrolobium bilobum, 417 nucleotides. RefSeq names its product heavy metal-associated isoprenylated plant protein 31. NCBI's taxonomy places the organism in Eukaryota, Viridiplantae, Streptophyta, Magnoliopsida, Fabales, Fabaceae. The transcript is spliced from 3 exons. The record is from RefSeq and is a predicted model, not a curated record. The coding region runs from base 1 to 417 and encodes 138 amino acids. Gene Ontology annotation, molecular function: metal ion binding.